AUGCCAACAUCAACGGCACCCCCUAGAUCGACGCCGCAGGAGGUGCUACGAUUCACAAACUGUCUCGCUUUACAACCGGACGGAACACUUCCCUCUGACCCUACCACCUACUCCUUACACGUGGACCCGGCUUCUGGGCACAUAAUCGAUGGUCAAUCUGCAUUUUUCGAUUCCAAAACAGCCUUCACUUCUACUAUCGACUUGGAAGGGGAUUAUCUGGUACCGGGAUUCAUCGAUGUUCAGAUCAACGGAGGCUACGGGAUUGACUUUUCAGAGUUCAGCGAGGGUCAAGAAGAAAAAUAUCUGGCAGGGCUGGAUGAGUUUGCGAAGAGGAUCCUAGAAACGGGUGUGACGAGUUUCGUACCAACGAUCAUUACGCAGCAUAGUGAGAAGUAUAGACAGAUUCUGCCUUUGCUAGCACCUCGAAGCAGACCCAACCAAGCAAACUCGUUGGGAUACCAUUGCGAAGGACCUUUCCUUUCGCCGCAUAAGAAAGGUGCACAUUGUUCAUCGCUCAUUCGUACCGCACCGAAUUCGAUUGUUGAUCUCGAAGAAGUAUACGGUUCAGGCAAAGCAGGACUAGACAUGCCUUACCCAGCAGUAAAAUUGCUCACCCUUGCACCUGAAGUCGAAGGCGUUCUCCCCGCCAUCCCCUCCCUAGUCGAGCGGGGUGUGACAGUAUCAAUAGGUCACACAGCAAGCGACAUCGACACCGCGCUAGCAGCCAAAGAAGCAGGUGCACGUUUCAUAACCCACUUAUUCAACGCUAUGGGUUCAUUCAAUCACCGAGAUCCCGGUGUAAUCGGCCUUUUGGGUGAUUCCGAAACAGACCUCACCUCACCCACCAUCUCUCCCAGUAUCGGUUCAUUGGAGCAGAGAAAACUGAGACCAUUCUACGGUCUGAUCGCAGACGGCCACCACUCGCACCCCUGUUCCGUCCGUAUGUCCUACUCCGCCCAUCCUUCAGGUUGCGUCUUGGUCUCGGACGCAAUGCCUUGGAUGGACCCUUCCAAGCCCGACGGAGUCUACCCUUGGCGUGACAACCAAAAUGUGGUCAAGACAGGAAACAAAGUCACACUCGAAAACACAGAUACUCUGGCGGGAAGCGUUGUUCCCAUUUCUGACUGCGUUACUAACUUGGCCAAGUAUGCUAGUAUUCCAUUGCACACUGCUGCGUAUUGCGCGAGUAGUACUCCUGCGUUGAUGCUCGGGUUGAAGGAGAGAAAAGGCUUUUUGGGAGCGGGUGGAGAUGCGGAUUUGGUGAGGUUAGAUAGGGUCACGGGCGAAGUUAAGGAGACUUGGGUGGCGGGGAGAUUGGUUUGGUCUCCAAAGUCUCACACCGCCGUGUCAUCAUAG
Messenger RNA from Ustilago hordei, 1356 nucleotides. RefSeq lists its product as uncharacterized. NCBI's taxonomy places the organism in Eukaryota, Fungi, Basidiomycota, Ustilaginomycetes, Ustilaginales, Ustilaginaceae. Bases 1 to 1356 code for a protein of 451 amino acids. The transcript has 2 exons. The record is from RefSeq and is a predicted model, not a curated record. Gene Ontology annotation, molecular function: N-acetylglucosamine-6-phosphate deacetylase activity. Gene Ontology annotation, biological process: N-acetylglucosamine catabolic process.